GCGAAUUCCUGAGUUGUUAAUCCAACUUACUUGUCAGCGCUGAUCUUGAAAAUUCCCGGACUUUGCUGUCUUCGGAGAGACAUUGCUUCUUUGGAAACCAAGCCUAAAGAUACUGAAAGACAUCAGAACCGGUUUACGUCAUUAUCUUUGGCCGAUAGCAAGAGAAUAUAAACUUUUGCAAGAAGUUAACCUUCAAAAUAUGGCUCAAACGGUGAAACUGGCCCUCCUCUCCUUAGCAGGAAUUCUGGGAUGGCAUGGAGCAUUUCUGGUGUUGCUGAUUGUAUCCUUUAAGUUGUUUUUGGAGCAAAAUUUUCACGGGCAAGAAGGUUACACCUGCCCUUGCACAUGGCCGACUGGUUAUGGUACCAUCAUGUUUCUGUUCCCGUCACUAAGCACCUUUCUGGUCGCAUUUUUCACAUACUUCCGUCGAGAUAACGAUAGCGUUCCAUGGAAAGCUGUGAAGAAACUUUACGAGCUCAAAUGUGCUUGUAAUUUUUAUGAUGGGCGUACCGACUGGGAUUCUCACGCCGAACACUGUAUUCGUUGCAUGGUUCGCUGGCGAGACUGGAACCUGGUAAAGGUCGCCUUGUCAGCAAUUUUCUCCCUUCUGUAUCCCUUAAUGUGGCUGUCACUUAGUUUUCUCCAGACGUUUUACUACGUUUGCGCUCACGUUGGUCCAGAUUAUGAUACACUCACCGGCUACUGCGAUAUUACGGACAUCCCCGACAAUUAUCAAAAGAAUACUGUUCUGGCAGCGAUUCGCUCAAAGGUUAUUGGGGGCGUUUUGUUUGUAAGCGCUCUGCUCCUUCUGGGUGUCUUCGUGAUCGUUUAUGGUGAAAUUAAAACCUAUUUGAAGAAGAAAGAUGAUUCGUCAAGGUGCGGACCCAACGGGAGAGCUGAUAAUCUGCAAGUUCACGUCUCCGUUCUACCAAGCCGUUCAUCCGGGACAUCAGAUAGUGCUGGACUCCAUGGCAACAGAGAAUCUCCUUUUGCAGCAGUUGAAAGUGGAGGCCAGGUAACCAAUCAGAAUCAGCCACAACUGCAUGACGGGAACAAGACGAUUCGUAUCAAUUUGAGUGACGAGUUUACCACUGCCUUGCAAGGCUGUCUUCAGGAGAGCAAGUGGCAAGGAAUUGAUAUCCGCUGUUCACAGAAAGAAGAGGGCACGAGCGGACAGGGAUCAAAUAUUCAAUUUCCUGAGCGAUCGUUGCACCAGCGAAUAAGUUCCGCUGACCGUACCUUGGAAAACCCGUCGUCAACUCCACCUUAAGUUGUAUAACACAAAGAACAGUGCAUAGCUUGCCAUCCGUAACUAAAAAAAAAGCCUGAAGAAGUUUAAUUUCGAAAUUAAAAAUACUUUAGGAUUUUUGACGCCAGUUAUGCAUGCAGUAUUGUCUAAAUAAGAGAAAGAUACAUAAGACAAAGUUAAUUUUUUUUAGAGUAAGAUUAGGUAAGCAGUAAUUAAGA
Messenger RNA from Pocillopora damicornis (cauliflower coral), 1467 nucleotides. RefSeq lists its product as uncharacterized. Lineage: Eukaryota; Metazoa; Cnidaria; Anthozoa; Scleractinia; Pocilloporidae. The record is from RefSeq and is a predicted model, not a curated record.